Messenger RNA from Python bivittatus (Burmese python), 5987 nucleotides. The record is from RefSeq and is a predicted model, not a curated record. Lineage: Eukaryota; Metazoa; Chordata; Lepidosauria; Squamata; Pythonidae.
GCUCUGCUUCUCCUGCUAUAUGCUAAAGAUUUUUUUCCCCCUCUUUUCUUUUCCAGAGAUGAACCAUGACCAUAGUUGACAAGACGUCUGAGUCCUCAAAGCCCUCGGCUUCUGAGAAGCAGCCUUUCAGCUCCGUGGCGCCAGCUUCCGGUGAUAUGGACUCAGGCUCUGCAGGAUGGGGUGCUGUGUCUUCUUCGUUAGAAGUGCCAAAACACAAGAUCUCCUUGGGACCAGUGCCAGGAGCUGCAGUUUAUUCCAGUGCAUCAGGACCAGAUAAAUGCAAGCCUUCCGCCAAAGAGCUGUCUAUUGGUGAUGGGAUUGCGGCGCCCCAGAAGGUCCUCUUUCCGGCAGAGAAGAUCUGCUUAAAAUGGCAAAAGAUGCAUCGAGUUGGAGCUGGUCUCCAAAAUCUUGGCAACACUUGUUUUCUGAACUCAGCUCUGCAAUGUCUGACGUACACCCCUCCCCUUGCCAAUUACAUGCUUUCCUAUGAACACUCCAAAACCUGUCACGAACAAGGAUUUUGCAUGAUGUGCACCAUGCAAGGUCACAUCAACCAGGCUUUUUCCAAUUCUGGCAAUGUCAUCAAGCCGAUGUCUGUCAUAAAUGACCUUAGACGAAUAGCAAAACAUUUCCGUUUUGGUAAUCAAGAAGAUGCGCAUGAGUUCCUAAGGUACACUGUUGACGCUAUGCAGAAAGCAUGUCUGAAUGGUAGCAACAAAUUGGACAGGCAUACCCAGGCGACCACCUUCAUUCACCAGAUAUUUGGAGGAUAUCUCAGAUCUAGAGUAAAAUGUAUGAAUUGCAAAGGUGUUUCAGAUACAUUUGAUCCAUAUCUGGAUAUUACAUUGGAAAUAAAGUCAGCUCAAAGUGUCAACAAAGCUCUGGAGCAGUUUGUCAAGCCCGAACAGCUGGAUGGUGAAAAUGCAUAUAAAUGUAGCAAGUGUAAAAAAAUGGUUCCUGCAUCCAAGCGGUUUACGAUACAUCGGGCUUCAAAUGUCCUCACCUUGUCCCUCAAACGGUUUGCAAAUUUCAGUGGCGGCAAAAUCACAAAGGAGGUGAAAUACCCAGAGUAUUUAGAUGUCCGACCGUAUAUGUCCCAACCAAAUGGAGAACCAAUAAUUUAUGCACUUUAUGCAGUGCUAGUCCAUACGGGCUUCAGCUGUCAUGCUGGACAUUACUACUGCUACAUAAAGGCCAGUAACGGGCAGUGGUACCAGAUGAAUGACUCCACUGUUUCCAACAGUGACAUCAGAACUGUAUUAAAUCAACAAGCCUAUGUGCUUUUUUACAUCAGGUCCCAUGACAUGAAAAAUGGUGGCGAACACAUUCAUUCGGUUCAUGCGCCAGGGCAGUCUUCUCCCCGACCUGUUAUCAAUCAACGGGUGGUCAGUAAUAAACAAACUACUCCGGGGUUUAUUGGACCUCAGCUCCCUCCACACAUGGUUAAGAAUUCAAAUCAUUUGAAUGGAACUGGAUCCUUGAAGGAAACUCCCAGCAGUACUGUGGCAAUUGCUAGCAAUGCUUCCCUAGUCAAAUCUCCUUCCGCACCUCCUGCCAUGUCCAUCUCAAAUUGGACCAUGAACAGGUCAACUGCUGCUGCCACCCCAGAUCCUUCCAAGAAGCCAAAACUCACCCUCAGUAUUCACAAUAACAAGCUGCCUGCUCGCCAAAGCGUGUCUCAUGCCAGCUGUACCUUGGACAACCUCAACAAGCCUGCCCCAUCCUCCACCAUUUCUAACCCUUCUGCAGUGCAAUCUACCUCAAGCACGUCCACCGUAUCGGCUGCUAACCAAGUCUCCAAACCAACCACCCCUAGCGAACCUUGUUCCAAGCUGAUAAUGAACGGCAAGUCCAAACGCAGUCCUAGUACAUUGGUCCCUUAUGGAGCAGAAUCUUCUGAAGACUCUGAUGAGGAAUCCAAAGGCCUGCUGAAGGAGAAUGGCCACGCCAAAGUGUUCAACGGCAUUUUAUUAGAAAACGCAGCUGGUGGGCUGGAGAACUCUUGCUUGUCCUGUCACAACCCUGAAAAGGAGGGGCCCCAGCACGAGUUGCCCCAAAACAUUACCGUGGUGGUCUCAAUUAGCCUCAACGAUGCCCCUAAGCAGAAUGGACAGUUAUGCAAUGAUUCCACCUGCCAGGUGAAGCCAGUGAAAUUGGCAGACAACCCGUUUUCCAAAACCAAUGGAUUGCCUGGAAAAGGUUCUCCAGCAGCUUUGUCCCCAGUCCCUGAAGAGAGGGUCCUAGACGCCUUCAGAUAUAAGCAACCGAAGAUCUUGCCCGGGGAAUCCAGCAGUGCUCCUGAACCAGAACAAUCGUUGGCCGAGGGUGCUUCUGAAAAGGCCCCCAAUGCCCUUCCCAAUAGCAUCCCAGCCCCCUUGCCACCUUUGGAGCCCGACGUCACUUCGACCACGGAGGAUCCUUGUGAAAGGACCGCCCAGACGGAAGACAGGCCGCUCGAGAGUGACAGGCAGCACGAUCCUCAGUCCGGUUCCCCAGGAGCAGAGGAAACAGCUUUCCCUGGACAAGCGGAUGGGGAAGCCCAUCCUGAAAGGGCAGGAACAUCAAAAGAAGAGAAGGCAGCUUUCGAAAAGGGCCCUGAGCUUGCCGAAGGAAAGGUGGGGCCCACGGAAAAAGAUGGGCAGAGUCCCCGGAUAAGGUCGGACGGUGAAUGUAGGCCUCAGAAGCUAAAGGCCCUGCUAAAUGCAGGCGAGAAAGGUCACGAAAUGCAGGACAACCCCCAGAGCAGUGAGGAUGCCCCGUGUGCUGAAAAUUCCCCUGUUCCACAGCCCAAAAUUGUCGCCGAGAGCCCGUGUUCAAAGGAGGAAGGCAAGCCGGCGGAGAGCAGCGAACCGGUCCGAAGAAGUGUCGAAAAGCCGGGGCUAAGGUCGCCCCCCAAGGAGAAAGCCCACACCUACAAGAAAACUGACCAAGAGCAUUACCGUUCCAAAAGGAAGCGCUCCGAAAGCGAGGAAGAGGCGGCAGAUGGGGCGGCCGGCCGGAGCCAGCCCGAGGGACAUUACAGCAAGCAGAGGUGCGCUUACAGCAGAGAGCGGGCUAAGCAGCAGGACCAGCACCGACGGGAACACCACGGCACAAGCUACUACAGAUUCCCGGGCAGCCCCGAUCCUGCCAGGAGUUUGGGAAAAUACCCUCCUUACCGAUCCCGCAGCAGGGGGAAAACAGACUCUGAGCGGAGCAGGCACUGUUACGGGAAAGGAGAGAGAUCGUGGAGUAGGGAGAGGUACUACCAGGAGACCCCAAGGAGGUGGGAUGGAUGUCGAUCUUACAGUUACUAUUACUCCACUUCCCACGUCCCCAGGCAUAAUCAGGAGAGGAAAUUUGCUCAUUCUGAGAGAGACUAUAGCAAAUCAAGUCACGUUUACAGUAGCCCUUAUAAGUACGAUUAUUAUAAAAGCCGGUGGAGUCAAGACCAGGACCGGAAAAGACGCUCCCCAAACCCUGAGGCGAGCGAGUGCAUCCUCGAAAAGAGACACCCCAAAAUCUUGCAAAGCAGUUCUCUCAGCGAACAAAGGGGGAGGAAACGCAAGAAGUCCAAGAAGAAGAAAAAGUUAAAAGAUAAACACAAAGAGAGAGAUUACAGGCAUCGCCAUGAUUCCGACCCCUCUCCCUCCAGCUCUGAGGCCGAGACCCACAAACAUAAACAUAAGAAGAAGAAGAAAAAGAAGAAGAAACAUACCAAGAAAUCAGAAGACUGCAACGGAAGCUCAACACCCCUCCUUCCCAAGCCAACUGCCUUGGAAAUCAAGAAUUUCAAAACCUGGGAGGUGCCCAGAUCUUCUUCAGAGGCUUGUAGAAAACACAGCCCAACUUCCCGCAAUGAAACCACGGCUGUUUGCCAGAAAGCAAAGGGCCUUGAAAGGAGCAACAGGGAUGGCUUCUGUCCACUGAGAGAUCAUAAGAUUGAUCCGGAGUGUCCAUUGGAAGCUAUUCCUUCACAGCUUACAGUGUAUUUAUAAACCGAAAAGCGAUUAACUCUUUAAUUCAUAAUUGGUGCUUCAGAAAAUACUGUACAGGAUUUUACCAUUGAAGAACCCCCCCCUUUUUUUUUUUAGUUUUUACCUAGAGUCUUUCUUCUUUUUUUAAAAAAAAAAAUUCUCUGCAAUCCCAAAACACAAGAGGAUGGACACUUUCUACAGCUGCUGAACAUUGUGAACUGUCAAUGUCACAGUGAGAAAUACUGCCCUGGAUCAGAACAUCUCAAAUGCUGCUUCGUUCCACGACUCAGGUUGAAUGUGUUUGUCCACGUGAUGUUGCUCCAAGUCUACAUAUUUGGCGCAAGGGGCGAGGAAACUACAGAAUUAGCAAGCUGCAACUGAUAGUGUCUAUUUAAUUUAAAUAAUUAUUUAAACAUUUCACACGCAACUUGGAUUUUUGCGAGAGCUCCAUCGGUUUCCCUCGGAUGUCUGCUACUAGAAACUCAACGUCAUUUCUUUUGUUGGAUUCCAGUCUUGGACUUUGUGAAGUGUGUGCUGUUCAGACGCUUGCCAGUUUUUGAAUGUAUCACAGAACAUGUCCGAAGACCGCUUGUCACCGCAGCCUGUCCUCCGGCCUAAUCUUUGGGUUCCCGGAAUUCAUUUCAACACCAACUGGCCAUUGCAGUGUUUGGGCAGCCAGUUUCUUGCGGGAAAUGCUUCUGCCUCUGUUUCCCCCACUUGAGCGAUCCUUGUCUGCCUUUUGCAGCGUCUCCUGCUGUACCCUCCUGUAGGCCCUCAGCUGCUCCUUUUUUAUUUCUAUCCCUCCUUCCCUCCCUCCCUCCCUCCAUCCCUUUUCAGCUUUUCUUCCUGUCCUCUGUCGCUUUGUCCUCGGGCAUCUAUCUGCUCUGCAGAGUUACUCUACUGCUCUUUAGAAGCGCUCAGAUUGCGUUACUGUAUCUGGGCUUCUGGCCUACGCCGGAAGUACGCAAGAGCAGGUGCCGGGUCCAUAGCUGCCGGAAGGAGCCAUUUUCAUUCUUCCGCUAAGUUUUUAUUGUGUUUAAUUUUAAUGUAGUGAUGCUUGUCUUGACAGGUCUCAGCCGUCUGGUUCUUGUCCCUUCAAAGUUUCUAGUUACAGACACGUUCAUACUGUGAUUUAUUUUUAUUUUUAUUUUUUAAUGAUGAAAUGCUAUCAAACUGUGAUACACUUAAUUCACUGGUCCUGCAUCAGGAGACAGAGUGGGGAAAACUGUAUUAAAUACAGUUCAUCUGAAUAAUCUGUCUGAUUUAUACAAGCCGUGUUGUUCAGAGAUGUCUAAAGUUUGAUCUUUGUUUUUUUAAAGAUAAAAGCACUUGCCCCACUUGUAAAUAUAUGGCAUGUAAAAUUUAUAUAGUAUAUAAAUCCAACAAAUCAAAUCAAAUGCGUUUCUGUGGUUAGUUCAGUUACAUCUGACUGUAGCUGAUGGGUAUGAACUGUUGUUUCAGCACAAAUCCUCUGAAGGUCACACGAGUUUAACCAGCUCUUGGUUCAAUUGCCGUUACCAGCAAGGUCUCAUUUACUUUCCCUCCAGUACUUGAGUGUUGUAGUGUUUAAGCAGAAAUAGCACCCCUUCGUCAAAUUCACGUUUAUUUUUAGAUAAAGUGACGGCUUCGUUGCCUAAAUGGAUUUCAAAGCAGUCGUACUAGAUCGCCACAGGUGGAUACGGAAUUAGAUUGCGCACUUUAUUGGUAACCAAGCACUCAGUCAAUACAUAAAUGUACACUAUAUACAUUGACUUUACAUUUAGUUGUUGAUAAGAAAUAUUCUACAAGAAAAUAGAACUGGGGAGUUACAUACUCAUUUGCGAUACCUGGCUGAAAAGGUCCCUGUACAGAAAGAAAAUUGGUUCCCUUACUACCACUAGCCAAUCUCAAGAACACAUCCCUUGGGUCAUGAUGGUACCAAGGCAAGAUUUGUUGACAAAGCAUAAUAGGCUAGGAUCACAUCAUAAGCACAUUAAGCCAAAAUUUCAGCUAGGUUAGAAAAGCGUUCCUCAACCGUAGUGACUUUAAGAU